Molecule: messenger RNA, 558 nt
Organism: Penicillium nucicola
Lineage: Eukaryota; Fungi; Ascomycota; Eurotiomycetes; Eurotiales; Aspergillaceae
Product: DUF3237 domain-containing protein
Exons: 3
Coding region: 1-558 (185 amino acids)
Source: RefSeq, a predicted model, not a curated record
AUGGUGCACUCUACCUCGACCCGAGGGUGGGCGACUUGUAUGCUAGCUCUCGCUACGUGCUUUGCAUGGAUACCCACCAGCAUUGCUACGAUACCCAUUCCGAAUACCCCCAAGCUGUCGUUCCUUUACACGGCCUUUGUCGAGUGUGACCCAAACCUGAUGAGCACCUCGAUCGGACCGCAUGGGAUUCGCAAGUCAAUUCCUAUCGUGGGGGGAAACUUCAGCGGCCCUCAUCUUUCCGGCAAGAUUCUCGAUGUCGGAGCCGAUUGGGGUCUCAUUGAUCCUCAAACUAAUAUCUUUUCCGCCGACACUCGGUAUAACUUCCGCACCGAUGAUGGUGCCGAUAUCUUCCUCCAAACAGCGGGCCCCAAGGCCCCGGACGAUCAUUUGCAUCUGCGUCUGAUCUUUGAGACUGGAAGUCCGAAAUAUUAUUGGCUGAACAAUGUGGUUGCUAUUGGCAUUCUGACAUCGAAUCAGCCCACUAACAAGAAUAUAAGCUUACUGCGGAUUGAUGCCUGGAAUGUAAGUUCAUCCAGUCGAUUCCCAGUAUGGAACUAG